This is a messenger RNA of Trichoderma citrinoviride, 7074 nucleotides long. RefSeq lists its product as hypothetical. The record is from RefSeq and is a predicted model, not a curated record. The transcript has 4 exons. Lineage: Eukaryota; Fungi; Ascomycota; Sordariomycetes; Hypocreales; Hypocreaceae. Bases 1 to 7074 code for a protein of 2357 amino acids.
AUGGCGGAACAACUCGAAACGGAGGACGCCUCGAAGCGAGUCCUGGUCGCCAAGAAGAUGCUGAAAACGAUGGGAUUUCACGAGGAAAUGUUGAGAAGUAUCGUCACAUCAUGGCUCGUUCCCCAGCUCAGAACAGAAAUCACCCGUGAACCCGGCAAAAGCCUCACCAGGAUCCAAGAUGUCGGUUUCUUAGCAGCGUCGCGCUCCGAUGGGCUGAGGCCCUACCGAAUGUUCGACAUCACUGACCGCAUGUUGGUUGAUGAAAUCGAUUCAUCAGCGCCGUACUGCAUGGUAUCUCACCGGUGGAAGGACCCCGAAGUCAACCUCGAUCUGCUUCGAAACGCCAGAAAAGAUGUUUCCGAGUCGUACCCUGUUUGGUACAAAUCCGAAAAGACUGACGUUGAGGUAAUCCUCAAGUACUGCAAAGAAAAGGUAACGCAGCAGAGGAAAAACGUCAACGGUUGCGCAGUGAAGAACAGACUCGACGAGAAGCUAGCCGAGCAAGGCUGCUACGUCGCCUGCCUGUUAAAGAUGCAUCACCAGAGCAAAAAGGUCCAUGAAGAGGUACAAGAGGCCCACGCCAGUCUAGAGAAGAUUCUGCGCGGCCAAAAGGUGUCAGAGAUGGAGAAGAAAGCAUACCGAGAGCUCAGCAAAACGGCAAAACGCAGCGGGGCUGGGAACCCGACUUCAGCCUCUACCGUGGAAACCGAAAGCUAUGUGCUCGUAAGAAGCAACGAUGAUAAAGACAACAGUCGCGUCAAGGCUGCUUACGAGAGAGUCUUCGAUGCGGAGUGGGAGAGAGACAGAGAGCUGGAAGACCCGAAGUUCGAUGCGCUCAGUCGGGAUCUUCGAGAAUCAGUGGAGGAAAUGAUUCGCUGUCUACGUCUAUGGAGGUCGGCCAUCAAGAUAGAGCAAACGAUAUUGAAGGCUGAAGAGAUCUUUAAUCGCGGUCUGAUGGCUGGCCAAAAGCAGCGAAAGUGCUAUCUUUGGGUUGAUACCUGCUGUAUCGACAAGAGCAACCACAAUGAACACUCUGAAACAAUGUCGCUCAUGGGAGACUGGUACGCGCAGUCUGCAUAUACCCUGGUUCAUCUGGACCAUGGCCCCGACAAGUCGCCUAAGGGAUCUGACGCGGAGAUCUAUUGGAACGAAUUCCUACAAACAGACGGCGAUCAUCAGAAGCUGGAGACGAUUCCGGAGCGAGAGCUGGAUCACGUUCAGAGCUAUCAAGAUAUCGGCAAGGAAUCGGAAGUUGAGUGGUCGACAAGAGGAUGGACGUUGCAAGAGCUGGUCAUGAGCAGAAUGACUUACUUUGUCAACGCUGACUGGAAGUUCUUGCCUCGACCUGUGGAAAGUCUAGGGCGCCUAUAUCACCUCAUACCAUAUGUCGACCUAUACACCGAGGCGCUCGACGACAAGCGCAGUCCAAGUACCUGGCGGCCCGAAAUCCUGAUGACUGCGCUGCUGAACUCGGGGGCAGUGGCUCCAAGCGACGCUACGAAAGUCGUGUACCCGAGGAUACAGAAGGAGUCGGAUGAGGUGGAAGAAACGGUUGAAGAUGACACGCAGUCGCUGAGCGGCAGACUCUUGGCGUCUAUUGCUAUGCCUUGGAAUCUAGUCGACACAAUGUUCCAUGUCGUCAAGCCGGAACCAACCAAAAGCGAGGCUAUGAAGGAUCAAGAUUUACGAGCUGACUUACUACGUGAAAUGUCGGUUCUCUGGGACCCGACUUUGGCAAGUCGAUUUCCUCAGACGACACCAAACGAGAAAGAGAAAGGAAAGCAGAAGCUUUUCAAGGUCCCCGAGCAUCCUUUUCCCCAGAGUGGUGCCAAUGCAGAGGAUAGGGUACUGCGUGCGCUGUCUCUCAUCAAGGCUCUGGAGUUGGUGGGCUUUUGCUUUCCUAAGGACCUAUCCCGUGAGACUGCCAGAUCUGAGAUGGCUCAAGCUGUUUUCUUUGCGGCAGCUGGAUUGAUUGAAUGCUACGAUGAGACGCGGUUCCCGAUUGUCGUUCAGAAAAAGAGAAGGGAAGAGGGCAACAACAAACCGACUGCUGACGAAGAGAAGGCCUUGUUGAAGCUGAAAAGGAAGGCGGAGAAGCGAGUGAAGCUUGAAAUGAGGAAAAAGAUGUUUCAAGAGCUGCUCAAGUCCUUUCCUGAGGUACAAGACCGCUAUUCCGUCGAUGGAUUCGAAAGCACUGAAGAGAAAGAGGAAGCAUUCUCCAACAUCCUGGCACACAUUUUGCAUGUUCUCGUGGACGAAGUCAAGCCUUUGAUACAGGAGGACCGGCAGUUCAUCGCUGGGUUCGCAAACAUCACUUCUCUUGACGCGUGGAUUGAAGGGACGAAGAGAUACGGAUUUAGCGCUCAAGAGGUGAUGGCUCUAGCAUGUGAACGACGGACCACGAAGCCAUUUGACCGCGCGUAUUCUCUCAUGGGUAUCCUGGGCGUUCGGUUUCCGACAUUCUCUGCAGAAGGCUAUGAGAAAGCACUGUGUCGACUUCUAGAUGAGACGAUUACUACCCACAACGAUGUGUCUGUCUUCAACUGGACAGGCCACGACAAAGGAAGCCCGAUACGAGGUCGCUCGAUGUAUCCUCUGACACAGGAGGCAUACAAAGCGGACAAUGGCAGGCUCCAUAAUCGGAACCACUAUUCGGAGGCUUUGAAAAAGAAGAUGUCGAGGACUACAGACGCAUAUCAUGCUAUUGUCGCCCUGUUGCGCGACUUGAUCGACUUUCUCAAGACGACUACUCCUCCAAAGCAAGAGGUUGAAUGGAUUCAGGCUAUUGCUACCAUUGUUCAGAAUCUCAAACUACAGAGCUUGAGGACCCCUUCGAUCGGUCACUCGGAGGAUCAGGUUGGGAGCCAGGCUAGUAGCCACAGUAAAAAGGAGUCGCCAAAUGAGAUUGAGGUUAUCAGCAAAUUCAUUGGAUACAUCAUUAAUCCUUCUAGCAGGCCAGCAUACAAUCCGAGCAUCGAGUCGCUAGAGGGGACAAUACGUGUCGCUCUCGAACCAGAACCUGAGCCAAUACCUGUCCGUGCGGUUGAUACACUAGACUGUAUCGAUGAGCAGGUCGAACCUGUCUCUCCAGUUACGGACCAUGAGGAUGCUCCGUCAGAUGAUGUAUCUGCGGUGGCCCCAACUGAGACUCCCACACCCGACGAAGAAGUCAAUGAACCAAGUCCUCCCUUGGGCAGAAAGAGCAGAUUCGUCGAACAGCUCUCUGAGGCGGGCCCGGCUCCGGAGGAAUCCUCCGUUGACUCGCAAAGCACGGCACAGACUGAGGUUCCAAAUCCGAAUGAUGAAAUCACCAGAUAUCUCCAGAAUUGGGCCACUGCCUCUACUCGUGGUGCAAGUUUUGGUAGAAAUAUCCCAAAGAAUCAACUACCGCCGCAAAUCCAGGGAGUCCAGUACAGCAUAGAGGAGCAGCAGGAAGAAAACACAAGCGACAAUUCUUCCAACGCCGAAUACUCGAAUACAGUCUCACCGCAUCCCAUCAUAGUCACCAACGCAGGAAUCGAGGGCAUAUUCGAUAUUCAGCGCGUCAUUAUUACCAUGGCGGAUGUGGAAGGCCUUCGGCAGCAAGUCGAGCACACAACGAGUGGAGAGCAAGUAAUAUCCGGCUAUUGCUCCAUCAGUACUGGAUUCGCACAGGUCGUUGUCCGAUUUUCGUGCAAGAGUAGUCUUCUGAAGCAACAGCUGGAAGUCAUUGACGGUAUUGACUUGACUGCUCCUAAGGAGGAGACGAAAAAGUUAGAGAAGAAGAAGGAACACAAAAUUACUACCAAGGGCCUCUGGGAUAAGAUGAAGAAGAAGGCGAAGAAGAAGAAGAAGGGCAAAGAGGACGAUGACAACGAAGUUGAGAGCGAGAUAACGGAGUCAGCGUCUCUAGAUGACGCUGUAAACAAUGCAGAAGCAGAGAGGGAAGAGUCCGAGAACCAACUGAACUACGAAUUCGACAAAAACAGAACCAUCAGUGGCAUGAUCAGGUUUAUCCAGGAAGACGACUUGCGGCUUGUGGCAGGCGAGUGGGUGCUCGCGCGAUGCUCAGGCGUAUCCAACGCCAACUGGUUCCUCUGCCAUCUCGAACUAGGCGCGACACACCCAUUCUACGGUUACCGCAUCCCUACGAGUGAGAUCAAUUUCGACAAUUGCACGCCUGAGAAUGGGUUGGUCAUCGCGUGGAACAUGUACAUGGACCGAAAGAAAGAGGAGAUGUGCAAGAUAUUGACGAUGCUCCUCAAAUCAAAGGAGCGUAAGCUCAAGAGAAGACGACUGAUUGGUCGCAUAAUGCGUGAUCUCAGGACGGUGGAUGAAGAGGACGAGGAUGAGCCCGAGGAGAGUCGGGAAAGCUUACUUGAGACGAUUGAUUCCCACGACGGCCCGAUCGACCACGAACAAAAUGAGUACGACUAUGUGGACGAGUACGCGGAAGAACGAAAUGAGAUGCCGCAGACGAUGCCGCCGAAUUCGGAGUUUCUCUCCCAGAAUUCCUCACUCAGCAUCGUCCAGGACAGCAUGUGGUCCGCUCCCUUCGAUCCUCAGUCUCAGUUCACUGCGUCAAGCUACGAAACACCAGACAUGUUACCAGUCCAAGAACUCCGCCCCGAGGACUCGGUAUCAAAUAUCGGAGAUCAGGACUCCAGACCAACGACGCGGCCGCCGACUGUUCGCAGUUCCAGCUCUACGGCCACAGCAACCACGGCAAAAGACAGGGGCGACUUCGACGACGGCGAGAAGUCGCAUUUCUGGGAUAUUCUGCCGUUUAUAGAGAAGGUUGCUGAGACCAAGGCGAAGCAUUUCGACAAGCAUUUGAGUGCGACUGUGUUGAAGGAUACACCGCCCGUUCUGAGGCAGGCGAUUGAGAAUUUGAAUGAGAGGAGGGACUUUUUGCCGGCAAUGUUUCAUUCGGCGAAGAAAGUUCAUAUGCUUAACAGAGUGCGCAUCACUGCUCCAUUUAUUGAUGCUUCUUCUGUUGCCAAACCAGCUCUGCUUUUGCUCUUUGCGGCUCUCGUUCAAUCCAACCACAAGGAGCCUACAGAGCGACAAUUCCUGCCCCAAGAUGGAGACUCGAAGGCGGUAUUCAAAAAGAUACUCUACCCAUCCAAGGACAACCUCUGCGAUGCCUGUCGCCGCAUCUCGAUUCCUGCACUGACCGCAGAACUCGCCUCUCCGCCGAGCUUCUGGAGAGAUUUGGAGUUAGAGAAUGUCAUGCCAAUAACGUCCAAAUACGGCAUGAGUCUUUUUGAGAAUGCACUGGAUCUCACCAAGAGGAUUCACACAUGCGCCAUGUGCUGGCUCAUUGCAAGCGCCUUUAGGAUGCAGUAUCAAACCAUCCAGGGCAUUGCCGAGAGGCCAAUCUUUCUCAGUCCGUGGUGGACGUAUGGGACCGCAACGCCAAUGACUUCGAAUCCUGUGGAGGACCAGUUUCCGUUGAUGGGGAUGCUGAUUUGGAUGCCUGUUGAUGACCAUCCACAUGCUACUCCGCGAGAUGGUUAUGUCCCUUGUACGCUGCGGUUCUACACUGACGAAGUGGGCAGAGUGCCGGUGCUCUAUACCGGAAGCCCACAAACGUUCGCUCGCUCGCGGCAUCAACUCACCACAUGUCGAGAGAAUCACCCAAACUGCCUAGAAACAGUGGCAGGUUCUCCGUUUGACAAAGAAGAAGAGCCGAUACUGCCAACACGCGUCAUCGACCUCGGGCCUCCUAGUUCUGGCAGUGAGAAGGAUCAUGACCCUGUUCGUCUCAUCAAUACAGACGGCUCGCGCGGCCAUUACGUCGUGUUCAGUUACCGUUCGGCGCUCGUCAAAGAUUCCUUCCGCACAACCCGCGCGAGCCUUGAGGAUCAUUCGCAGGGUAUUCCCUGGACCAAAGUUCCAAAGACACUGCAGCACGCAAUGGACAUGGCCAAAAAGCUAGGGUUUCGGUAUUUCUGGAUUGACUUACUCUGCGUUGUCCAAGACGAUGCCGAAGAGGGGCUCCGUGAAUCAACAAAGCUGGGCAGCGUGAUUGAGGGCGCAAGCCUUGUCAUUGCGGAUUCACAAGGGUGGAGUUUUGAGGAGGGCCUCUUUAAUGCUCUCAGCAAUUGUACUUCCUCAAGUCUGACCCGGAUCCCUUACCAUGAUGCAAACGGAGUCGCUGAUGGCACAGUGUUGUAUGUUGACUGCGUGGACUACAACAGCAUGACCGAUCCAGAUGAGAUAUACGGCACCUUUGUCGGGAGGGCCUGGGUCACACAGGAGUUUUUCAUGGCGCGGCGCAUCGUCUUUUUCACCUUGUUCGAUACGGUCUGGUCAUGCCGGACAGUUCGUAUAGGGCCCGACGGGGUCCAGAAUAUUCCAACGAGGAAUCUAGACAAUCGAAAAUGGUUCGACAUCAUCCAGCACCAUGGGAUGUGUGAGCUGAAGCAUCCCGAGGACCGGCUCCAGUCAUUAGAAAGCCUCAGAACCGCAAUACAGAAGCGAGAUGGCGGGACACCGUACAGACACGGCAUGUUUGAGAAGGAAUUGCAGACACAGCUGAUGUGGCGGGUUGUCAAAGGCCGAGCACGAAAAGCCGAGAACCCUGUGGCCGUACCAUCGUGGUCGUGGGCCUCCAGCAUGGCCAGGAUUCGAUUCUUCGAGUAUACUGCAGAACCCGCGCCUUUAUCGAUCGUCAUACAGUGGGAAACCUGCGGGAAUAUGUCGUUCAAAGGGGACACAGUACUGGUGCCGGCAGGGAAGCUGAGGAAGCUGAGAAAAUCGUCCUGGUGGCAGAAGAUGAAGGUUCUCCCAGAGCCGAUGACGGAACCUGAUAACAUGAACUGGGAGAAUACAGUUCGGUUUGACGAGAUUGAGCCUCCUGGCAAGUUUGCAGGUACUCUAUUUGCUCUUUUGCUGUGUACCAAGGAGAUGAAAUGGCCGGAUGACAAAUUAUCGGUGAACGAGUACUUUAUCAUCUUGAGGAGGAUAUCGAAAUGGAACCAGACGUACGAGAGAGUCGGAGCGGGAAUGUCGUGCAGUCGUGGGCGGCUUAUGGAUAAUCUGUUGACGUGGUCGUUCGAUUGCAAAGUGAGGAGCUUUCAGAUUGUCUGA